GCGGCCGCGGCCAUUGUAAAACGGCCCUUACUUCUAGGGACUCUAGAGUGGACGCGGCUACGACCGCUAUGACCUACGACGGCGGACCGGCAAACUCGGAUGGACAGCUACGCUCACCGCUCACGGCUGGUCACAGCUGGUCACGGCCACGGCAUCACGACUCACGACACAUGUGACAUGUGACAUGAAACGAAUUUAUGCGACAAUGACAAGCUCGAGAUAUCGCUUUUGUCUCGACGUCGUGGAUAAAGUCUUUAACUAGGGCGUCUAGGAUUUAGGAUUCGCGAUUAGUAUUUGGCAAUUAAAGUACACCGCAAAAAUGUGAAGCGCUGCCAAAUGUUUGAUACGAGAUACGCGGUUCAUUCCGCUUGGUUAUGUACUUAAUGCCAUUGAGCAACGAUACUUCGACACGGACGAGAAAAAUAUUAUUUGAUGCGAAAAGUGAAUCGGCUAUUCGAGGUAGGGUUCCAGAGGAGAAUCAGUUUUUGACAAUAGCUGCUGCUUUACCCAUUUUGCCGGGUGCCCCAGUACCUCCAAAGCUGUCGAAGCAUUGUUACAAUUCAUUUAGUUGUACUGGAACCCAAUUUGAAAUUGAACAUGCAGAAGCUGAAGGAUGCGACGCGGUUACGUUACAAUGGACAGGAGAUGCAAGAACAAUCGUGGCAUCGAGAACUCCUGCCGAACGAGAAAAGAACCCUGACAGAAUAUGCCUUGAUAGGCGAGGUCUGACAACGUUUCCUACAAUGAUCGGAGAAUCCAAAUUGCGAUUAAUGUCUCUCCAGCAUAAUCUACUAACCAAGAUUGAGAGCUCCAACUUUUCACAAUUGACAAAGCUUGUAUUUCUUGAUUUGUAUGAUAAUCAAAUUGAGAAAGUAUGCGAUUUUGAUUUUUUAGAGAACCUAAGAGUGCUUUUAUUAGGGAAAAAUAGAAUAAGAAAAAUUGAAGGCUUAAAACAACUUUUGAAAUUGGAAGUUUUGGAUUUGCAUGGCAAUCAAAUUCAGCAUAUUACGGGCUUAGAGAAUUUAUCGUCGUUGAAAGUACUAAACUUGGCGGGGAAUAAUAUCAAAACUAUAGGAUGCAAUGAUUUUCGAGGCUUAAUCUCGUUAAAAGAACUAAAUUUACGUCGGAAUAAGCUCAAAAGAUUGCUAGGAUUUGACGAGACACCACAAUUACAGAAAUUAUAUUUGAGUAACAACGAUAUUUAUAAAAUUGAAGAUAUGAGUAGCCUUGCAAAAGCCUUGCAAAUUAAAGAAAUAACAAUAGAUGGCAAUCCAGUGACCUUGAAUACCGAUUAUAUAUCCUUUCUUGUUUCGUACUUGCCAAAUUUGCAACUUUUAUCGACAAUGCAAAUUAGUGAACAAAUUCGGAGAACAGCAAUGGCUUGGAGAUUCUCUAAGGAACAAUCAAAUUCAGCAUUCCUUGAUCUUAGUACACAAGUUUGUAUGAGCGUACGUAGAGAAGAAGUGAUAUCGAAUGCUAAAACAAAUUGGGAAUUUCUCAGAUCUAGAACUAAAGUCUCGCUCGAUAAUUCAAAUAAAGUGACGAGCGAUAAUACAGGCAAUAAUAUCAAUAUGUUAUUACGCACGCAAAGUUUAAAUAAAUUUAAUGCUAUAAAUCCAAAGAGUUUAAACAAAGUUAAAAUAAAAGGUUUUGGUAGUCUCACAUCGAUAAGUGAAAAUAUGGAAGCACGAAAGAUGCAUAUAAAAAAGAGAAGCAGUUCCAGCGAAAAUUUGUUUAAAUUAGAAGAUACAUCCAAAUCGUAUCCUUUGGAAUUUAAACUUCCCCCUAUACUAGGCUCGAUAGUAAAUAGUUUGACGAGCGAUAGAUUCGAGAAUAAAUUGCCCAAGAAUAAUAAAGAUAAUGACCGUAAGAUGAAAGUGCUUGGUGAACAAAUGGAGAACGUAUCGGAUAGCGAGACAGACAGCUCACAGAGUCACGAAAGUUUAAAAAGUGGUUUAAAAUGUCAUUUGUUUACUCCCAAUAUCUACGUCUCGUCUAUAAAUUAUGACAAAUCUGCCGCCUGUAAUGAAUUUACCGCAGGUGUAGUAAAGGACGUGUCCUCGAUUACCGUAGACAACGGUUUUUAUGUUAAAGAUAAUGAAAACCAUGCACGCGAUAAGGAAGCACUGGCUACAACUCAAAAUUCCUUAAAAUAUCAUGACGCAGUAAUAAAUGAAAACAAAGGCUUAAAUAAUAGAUCGUUUCAAAAUACAAAAGUAUUUCAUGGUCAAGAUGGACAGAAUGAUUGCCAAUCAAAGUCGAUUACAUGUUCUUCUGGAUAUUGCUCUUUAAGUUCAAAGACUAGUAGCGUAGACAGCUGUAAGUCAUUGUUAAGUGAUUCUAGCACUUCAUCGAUUCCUAAGAACGCUCACAAAUCUCACGAAUGUGACAAGGAUAAAAGUAGGAUUAAAAGUGCUCAAACAAAAAAGAUAGUAUACUAUAAAAGCAAUAGAGCUGCGACAGCUAGAGCGAAAUUUAGAGCUCUUGCUCCGCCAAGUCCACCUCCUCAGCAAGUACCACCUAAAGAAAGAGAACAGGGCGGAGAUUAUUUAAUAGAAAUUGUUGGCCGCUGCCUGAAUAUAUAUGGUCAAGGUGCUUUACGCUUUAUAGAUAGGACUUGGGACAUGUCAAAGGCUCAAGAUGUCAACAUUGUGAAAUUUAAUUACGUACAAUUUAAUGACGUGGCAAAAAUUUUAAGCAAAUUAAAGAAUAGAUUUCCUCAUGCGGAACAUUUCGUAUUUAAAGAAACUAACAUCAAUCUUCUUGGUCAACUGAAUGCCUUAGCUGAGGUACAGGGAUUGACUAGCAUACAAAUAGACGCAGGAAAUCCUAUUGUGUCUAAGGACUGGAAAAUGUACGCUAUAUUUCGAUUAGCUCAUUGGGGACUCGUAGCUAUCAAUGGCAAGGAGAUUACAGCUGAAGAUGUGGAACUUGCAAAUCAAGAAUAUACCGGUCUUGUAGAUAUAGUAAUGUGUUCACUGCCAGAUUCUUUAUUACAACCUUUGUUACAAAGACUUCAUUUAGAGAAAGUGCAGAGACAAAGCGGGGAACAAAUUACUGCCAAACAAUUUCUAUUCAACUGCGACCCGGCACUUCGAAGUGUUGUUGCAAAGGAGGCAUUACAAUGGAGAAAGGGAAAUGUAACGCAGGAAGACCUUAUCUGGAGACACAAAGGGAAGGUACACUUGCUAAAUUUAAUCAAUCUUACUAUAAACGCUAUACACAAGUUACAGGUUCUAGAGAAGCAAUGGCCAUGCAUUCUUUAUGAAAUCGUUUAUAAUACUUUGUCCGAUUUUUCUGAAAUGGAUGUAUACAUGAAACGUUGCAGUAAAAUACUCGAAAGUAACUAACAAAUAGUAUCAUGUCUGUGCCUUGAAAAGUAAUAUAUAUCUAUCGCGAUAUUGAGUAACGUGAUGACUUAUUGAUGAUUUGAUUAUAGUACAUCGCAGAAUGAUAAUGUUUGGCUUUGCUACGUUAAAUAUUGGAGAAUUAAUAAAGGAACGUACAGAAACAUAUACAACGGGGACGAUUUUAUAUUGUUAUUGCUAGAUAAAUAUAUUAAAUACGUUUGCUACCUAUAACGUUUAACAUUAAACACGAAUUGUGGUAUAUUCAUGUAUAAAACAAUAAAUUGUAUGUAAGCAUUGUUAA
Temnothorax curvispinosus is the source of this 3651-nucleotide messenger RNA. RefSeq names its product leucine-rich repeat-containing protein 49. The transcript has 7 exons. Gene Ontology annotation, molecular function: protein binding. The coding region runs from base 375 to 3350 and encodes 991 amino acids. The record is from RefSeq and is a predicted model, not a curated record. Lineage: Eukaryota; Metazoa; Arthropoda; Insecta; Hymenoptera; Formicidae.